GCGGGCGCAGGCUGGGCUCCAGCGGAGGAUGGGGAGGGGGUGUCGGAAACGGCGGUGGUGAGGCUGGGAGUCUGGGGGUGCCGCGGGGCCAGGAGCUGGCAGCACGAACACCAAAAGGCUCAGUGUGGUUGCAAAGUUGGGAUCGCGUCCGCAAGCAGCACGCCCCGCGCGGCUCAAAACGCGCCCCCCGCCCCGCCCCACUCCAACGCCCCCCCCCCCCACUCCAACGCCCCCCCCCACGCCUGUGUGCCGCGGAGCUAAAAAUAACACCCCUGCUCGCCCCCCGCAGACCGCGACCCCGACCCCUCCCCCACUGGGCGUGGGGCUAAGCCACAGCUCCCAAUUCCCCAAAAGAAAAAAAGAAAAAGAAAAGGCGGCGCAAGGAGGGGGGGGGAGCGGGGGCGGGCCGGGGGCGGGGGGCCCGGCCAUAUGGAUGUGAUUUCUACGCUCCGAGGCAGACGGGCCGCUCCGCAGUGCUCGGCGCCCGCCCGCCGCCCGCCCGGCCUCCGGCUGCCUCCCGCCCUCCCGCCCUCCCUCCUUCUCUCCUUCCUCGCGCUCGCUAGUCCUCAGCGCAUGGGCCCCGCGCCGGACCCGGGGGCCUCGGGUCGCCGGGCCGCCGGGGUCCCCUAGGCUGGGGCGUGGGCGUGGCGGUCGGGCCUGACGCAGCUCUGCACCCCUUCAUCCCUCCCACCCCCAGGGCCCGCGGCGGCGGCUACCCCGAGGGACGCGGCCCUAGGCGGUGGCGAUGGGGGCCGCCAGGAUCGCGCCCGGCCUGGCGCUCCUGCUCUGCUGCCCCGUGCUCAGCUCCGCAUACGCGCUGGUGGACGUGGAUGACGUCAUGACCAAGGAGGAGCAGAUCUUACUGCUGCACCGAGCCCAGGCCCAGUGUGAGAGGCAGCUCAAGGAAGUCCUGAGGAGGCCAGCUGACAUAAUGGAGUCAGACAAGAGAUGGACAUCGGUGUCUGCAUCAGGGAAGCCCGGGAAAGAGAAGACAUCUGGGAAGCUCCACACAGAGUCCGAGGAGGACAAAGAGGUGCCCACUGGCAGCAGACACCAAGGGCACCCCUGCAUGCCUGAGUGGGACCACAUCCUUUGCUGGCCACUGGGGGCACCUGGUGAAGUGGUGGCUGUGCCCUGUCCCGACUACAUCUAUGAUUUCAAUCACAAAGGCCAUGCCUACCGCCGCUGUGACCGCAACGGCAGCUGGGAGCUGGUACCCGGGCACAACCGGACGUGGGCCAACUACAGCGAGUGCGUCAAGUUCCUGACCAAUGAGACGCGUGAGCGGGAGGUGUUCGACCGCCUGGGCAUGAUCUACACCGUGGGCUACUCCGUGUCGCUGGCAUCCCUCACUGUGGCUGUGCUCAUCCUGGUCUACUUUAGGCGGCUGCACUGCACACGCAACUACAUCCACAUGCACCUGUUUCUGUCCUUCAUGCUACGCGCCGUGAGCAUCUUCAUCAAGGACGCUGUGCUCUACUCGGGCGCCGCCCUCGAUGAGGCCGAGCGGCUCACCGAGGAGGAGCUGCGCGCCAUCGCCCAGGCGCCCCCGCCCCCCGCUGCCACCGCCGCCGGCUACGUGGGCUGCCGCGUGGCUGUGACCUUCUUCCUUUAUUUCCUGGCCACUAACUACUACUGGAUUCUGGUGGAGGGGCUGUAUCUGCACAGCCUCAUCUUCAUGGCUUUCUUCUCAGAGAAGAAGUACCUGUGGGGCUUCACAGUCUUCGGCUGGGGUCUGCCUACCACCUUCGUGGCUGUGUGGGUUGGUGUGAGAGCCACCAUGGCCAAUACCGGGUGCUGGGACUUGAGCUCCGGGAACAAGAAGUGGAUCAUCCAAGUGCCCAUCCUGGCCUCCAUUGUGCUCAACUUCAUCCUCUUCAUCAACAUUGUCCGGGUGCUCGCCACCAAGCUACGGGAGACCAAUGCCGGCCGGUGUGACACGCGGCAGCAGUACCGGAAGCUGCUCAAAUCCACCCUGGUGCUCAUGCCGCUCUUUGGCGUCCACUACAUCGUCUUCAUGGCCACACCGUACACCGAGGUCUCAGGGACGCUCUGGCAAGUCCAGAUGCACUAUGAGAUGCUCUUCAACUCCUUCCAGGGAUUUUUUGUCGCCAUUAUAUACUGUUUCUGCAACGGGGAGGUGCAGGCUGAAAUCAAGAAAUCUUGGAGCCGCUGGACACUGGCCCUGGACUUCAAGCGCAAGGCCCGCAGCGGGAGCAGCAGCUACAGCUACGGCCCGAUGGUGUCACACACGAGUGUGACCAACGUAGGCUCCCGUGCGGGACUCGGCCUGCCCCUCAGCCCCCGCCUGCUGCCCGCUGCCACCACCAACGGCCACCUCCACUUGCCUGGCCACACCAAGCCGGGGGCCCCAACCCUCGAGACCGCGUCACCUGCCACGGCUGCUCCCAGGGACGACGGGUUCCUCAACGGCUCCUGCUCGGGGCUGGAUGAGGAGACCACCGAGCCUGAGCGGUCACCUGCCCUACUGCAGGAAGAGUGGGAGACAGUCAUGUGACUGGGGACCUGGAGGUUGGACCUGCAGACACAAGGGGGGGUGGACAGAUGGACCGAGAGACGGGUGAUUGGAUGGUUGCCCACUCAGGGCUGGGACCAGGAGGAAAAAAAAGAAAGGAAAAGGGAAAAGGAAGCAGUGCAUGGCUUCCAUUGGUCUGAACUGGGGACUCACCC
Molecule: messenger RNA, 2691 nt
Organism: Choloepus didactylus (southern two-toed sloth)
Lineage: Eukaryota; Metazoa; Chordata; Mammalia; Pilosa; Megalonychidae
Gene: PTH1R
Product: parathyroid hormone 1 receptor
Exons: 14
Coding region: 746-2518 (590 amino acids)
Biological process (GO): intracellular calcium ion homeostasis; cell surface receptor signaling pathway; adenylate cyclase-activating G protein-coupled receptor signaling pathway
Cellular component (GO): plasma membrane
Molecular function (GO): parathyroid hormone receptor activity; G protein-coupled peptide receptor activity; peptide hormone binding
Source: RefSeq, a predicted model, not a curated record